UCAGUGUCCAUCAGUGCCACCCAUAAGUGCCAGUCAGUGCCACCUAUCAGUGCUGCCAAUCAGUGCCACCUAUUAGUGCCAGUCAGUGCCGCCUAUCAGUGCCAUGUAUCAGUGCUGCCUUUCAGUGCCCAUCAGUGAUGCCUGUCAAUGCCCAUCAGUGCCGCCAAUCAGUGCCAGUCAGUGCCGCCUAUCAGUGCGCAUCAGUGCCGCCUAUCAGUGCCAGUCAGUGCAACCUAUCAGUGCCACCUUUCAGUGCCAGUCAGUGCCACCUAACAGUGCCAGUCAGUGCCGCCUAUCAGUGCCGCCUAUCAGU
This is a messenger RNA of Staurois parvus, 313 nucleotides long. The record is from the annotation of a GenBank genome assembly. NCBI's taxonomy places the organism in Eukaryota, Metazoa, Chordata, Amphibia, Anura, Ranidae.